Molecule: messenger RNA, 2169 nt
Organism: Chaetomium globosum CBS 148.51
Lineage: Eukaryota; Fungi; Ascomycota; Sordariomycetes; Sordariales; Chaetomiaceae
Exons: 3
Coding region: 1-2169 (722 amino acids)
Biological process (GO): regulation of DNA-templated transcription
Molecular function (GO): DNA-binding transcription factor activity, RNA polymerase II-specific; zinc ion binding; acetyltransferase activity
Source: RefSeq, a predicted model, not a curated record
AUGGCGACCUUUACGGCUUUGAACGGGGGCUCGCCAAAGUCGGCGGAAGGAACCAACGGGGCGAUGGACGGAGAGCGGCGAAGCCCGCAAUCGGCCAGCGCUGAGCCUAAAUCGGCUGAAGGGUACCACAGCCAGAGGGAUCGAGAGGGCCGCGAGGUGCAGGAACGUCGGAGUAGCACCAAUCACGAGAGGCUUCCCUUUCCCGGCGCCGCCACCUUUGCAGAUGCCGAGGGAUCGCACAAGCGCAAGCGGUCAAUAUCAGACUCUCCUAGGAGGGAACGCCCACGGUCACCACCUGUGCGGACAGAAAGGGCCGAGCGAUCAGAGCGGCCGGAGCGGUCAGAGCGCGUGGAGCGCAUGGAGCGUGCGGAGCGGUCAGAACGAUCAGAGCGGACGGAACGGUCUGAACAGUACGAGUCGCAUCGCCAUCCGUCAGAAUCGCAAGAUGGACGUACUACGCCGCAACGGGAUACUUAUCGAGGACGGCAAAGAGAUGAAGCGCGGGAUAACGAGCACUGGCGCACGGAGCGGGCUAGGGAAGAACGCACUUCGAGCUACGAAGCCCCUUACUCGGCUGGUCCGGUAUCGGCUCAGUCAGAGGAGCCAACGGGCGACUUGCUACGGAGGGCGACGAGCCACGGCGAUGACGACCAAAGUCCCGACGGCGACGACCGUUCUGUCUAUCCUGGCCAGUACUCAUCCGAACACCGCCGGGAUGGCAUCCUCCAGUCGGACCCAAAGAAGAGGAAGCGCAAUUUCAGCAACCGCACCAAGACGGGUUGUCUGACAUGUAGGAAGCGAAAGAAGAAGUGCGACGAGAAAAAGCCCGAAUGCAACAAUUGCUACAAGGGUGGUUUCGUUUGCGCUGGCUAUCCUCCGCAGAGGGGAGCCUGGACCAAUACGCCCGAGAGCAGCAAGCCUGCGCAGGUCAACAUUGAGUCGAAGGAUCCGAACUAUGUGCCUCCGGGAGCGUACGGGAUGCCCCAGCAACCACCCCCGUACAGCGGCAGCCAACAGCCUCCGCUCGGCCAGCAACCGAAGCGUGAUUCCCUGCCAUAUAACCGCGGCCAGCCCACGCUCCGGAUUACGCCCCCCCAGGGCCGUCCUUUGCAGACAGACGACGACAGGCUGACCGCAUCGACAAUGCCGAGCUCAAUCAUUAGCCCCGACAACAAGCUCUCGGCACUAUCAGGGUACACAACGUCAGCAUCGGCAAACAUGUUCCCCACCCCGGUCAGCGCUGCCGCCGUAUCGGCCUUCUCGGACCGAACGCCAAAGGAGUACCAACGCGUGCCGCCGCUUCAUGACCUCACGCGGACUGAUCCGGAUCAACAAUCGUUACCUCCUCCACCACCUCCGCAAAGCAGUACCAUGGCGCAUCCCCCGUUUAACAGCAUGCUGCACGGCGGCAGGACGUCGACUCCACCGGCACCGUCGUCUGCGAUAUCCUCCCAACCUCCUUCUGGCGGUGCCCAGGCGACGGCACAGGCCGCCCUUUCCCACUCGCAGUUCUCCUCAGACAGACCAUCACGUCGGCAGAAAGAGGAGAUGCUGAACGGCCGGCCGUACUAUCCCUUCGACAAGGAGCUCGUGCUCGAGCGAGAGCGGUGCAACGCUGCUUGUUGGCGGUUCAACAACUCGACCAACCCAAACCUGGGCGUCUCCCCCACCGAGCGCGCGCGGUUGUUUCGCGACAUCCUCCACCCGCGCGAGGGCAUUCAGCUAUCGCCUAGUAUGGUAUCGCCUGUCACUCGUGCCGGGCGCGUGGGCGAGAAUGCGACGGUCGAGGCUCCCUUUAAUUGUGACUACGGUUAUAACAUCCAAAUCGGCAACAACGUCUCGAUCGGCCGAAACUGCCUCAUCAACGACGUCUGCGAGGUCAACAUCGGGAACAAUGUCAUCAUCAGUCCUAACGUUUGUAUCUAUACGGGCACCUGUAGCACCAAUCCGCGUUACCGUAAGGGGAACCAGGGCACGCAGUACGGCAAACCCGUCAUUAUCGAGGACGAUGUUUGGAUCGCGGCAAAUGUGGUCAUCCUUCCCGGGGUCAGGAUCGGCAAGGGCUCGACUGUUGGCGCGGGGUCGGUCGUCACGAGGGAUGUCGCCACCUGGAGUGUCUACAUGGGCCUCAAGGCCGGCCACCGCAGGGGCAUUGCGCUUGUUCCCUGA